Messenger RNA from Laccaria bicolor S238N-H82, 681 nucleotides. RefSeq lists its product as uncharacterized. The record is from RefSeq and is a predicted model, not a curated record. The coding region runs from base 1 to 681 and encodes 226 amino acids. Lineage: Eukaryota; Fungi; Basidiomycota; Agaricomycetes; Agaricales; Hydnangiaceae. The transcript has 3 exons.
AUGAUUCCGACUAACGUCAAUCGCCAUCCCUGCACUUCAAAUCCUCGUCUAGCGGUGUUACCAGGAAAGAAUAACGGACUAGGAACUAGGACAGUUCCAGCUGGGGACGUAGUUUUAAUGGUCGACGUCACCGCCUGUGAAAGCAAGGCGUGGGCAGCAGCAGUAGGUGUCGGAGCAAUGCCGCCCGUGGUGUACGCCCCCUUCAGCUUCAUCAGCCAAUCACCAACGUUCACAAAAUACAGCUUCGCACCCCCCAGUGCGAUGACACCAUCAUAUUCGACGUUCGGUGCUUCGUUGGCCAGGCGGAACUUCUCGGCGAGUCUUAACUGGGCUUCAAAGCCACUCUCUACUGUCCAUCGGGGGACGCCAUUCGAGGAACGGUCACUGAAACUCCUGCGGGAUAGCUUGGGUGGUGGUGGUUGCCUGACCCAUCCGGCUCUCGGAAAAGAAGAAGGCAAGCCCGAAGUAUGUCAGAGAACUGGAAGGGGUGCUUCACCGCUUUCUACCCUCAAUCCAGCAUCAUUGGGUAAACCCUACCACGGCUCCUUCAACCCUCGACCCGGUGGUAGCUCUGCUGGUUUCCGAAUCUCCAUUCACCAAAUCGACUCUCCUACGCGCUAUGUCCUCGCCGAUACCGUUCUUUCUCCUACACGUUCCACCAUUGCAAGAAUCUGCUUCUGA